Molecule: messenger RNA, 2515 nt
Organism: Trifolium pratense (red clover)
Lineage: Eukaryota; Viridiplantae; Streptophyta; Magnoliopsida; Fabales; Fabaceae
Product: interactor of constitutive active ROPs 2, chloroplastic
Exons: 4
Coding region: 452-2308 (618 amino acids)
Source: RefSeq, a predicted model, not a curated record
AUCCAGAUGCGAAGUUUGGAGUUUGAAGUCUCCCUCGCAAAUCACAAAAAAACAAAGUUUUUUCAGUACUUGAACUAGUUGGUCCCAUAAAAACUGGAGCGUGAAGAAGGCGCGUGAAUGAAUAAGAAAAAGAGCGUGUAGUGUAAUUAACGUUAACUGAGUUCCAAAGUGUUGUUUUUUCCCUGUUGGCUACUAUGCUACUAUACUCUGACACAGUGAUACAGUAGUGUGUGUGUGUGUGAGAGUAACUCGGGAAGUGAGCAAAACCACAUCACAACAAUCCAAAACUCAACUUGGAAGAAGAACAACAACACCCACCAACCCACCCUUUCUCUCUAGGGUUUCCCUCUCUUCCCAUUUCCACUUCAACUUCAACAUUCUGGAAUAGUGUGUCAGGUGCUUUGAAGAACAAGGCUUUUCAUUGCAUUAUUAUCUCUUGAAACAUUCAAUUAUGCAGACACCAAAAGCAAGAACCAGUGCUUCGGAAAUGUCUCAAAGGAAAUCGCCUGCUGCAACCCCUCGGACUGCUCGCCAGUUGAAGACGCCAAACUCUGGUUCUAACUCAGCCUCCUCGUCUCCAAACCCCAUAAGAAAGACGCCAAAAGACAUGAGUCCGAAAGUAAAUGAACGCAGGUUAUCACACAGUCCAAUAUCUGAGAAGAAGCGACCUAGCAAGGUUCAGGAAUUGGAAUCGCAGAUUGCUAAGCUUCAAGAAGAUCUGAAGUGUGCUAAGGAUCAACUUAACUCAUCAGAGUCAUGGAAGCGAAAAGCUCAAGAGGAUGCCGAAGAAGCAAAGAAGCAGAUACUAUCCUUGUCGAAAGAGCUGGAGGAAUCUCAUCAACAAUUUUCAGACCUUUCCGCUUCCGAAGAAGCACGGCUUCAAGAACUCAGUAAAAUUUCUCAGGAUCGAGAUCGAGCAUGGCAAUCUGAACUUGAGGCUGUCCAGAAGCAGCACUCGAUGGAUUCAUCUGCUUUGGCAUCUGCCAUGAAUGAAAUACAGAAAUUGAAAAGUCAACUUGAAAGAGCUUGCGAGUCCGAAUCUACUCAAACUAACAAUGCUGAGUCGGAUCAUGCUGAGAUUCAGGACUUGAGGAUGGAUCUUGGUGAAGCUAUCUCUAUUAUGGAAAAAUUAAAAAAUGAGGCAAGUGAUUGCAAAGAAUCCGAAUCCCGAGCUUUAGAAGUAAUCGGCAAAAUGCAAAUGCAGUUGGAAACAGUAAAUAAGACGGUGGAAACACUUCGAGCAGAUGGUAUAAAAGCAACAGAAGCUUAUGAGUCCUUAGCUUUGGAGUUAGAGAAAUCAAGAUCUCAAGAAAAAUCAUUAGAGGAGCUUGUGAGCAAACUCGAGGCUGGUUUGCUUAACGGUGCCGAUAAGAACAUACCAGAUUCAACCAAUGAAAAGGAACUUUCUCGAGAAAAUGAGGAGAUAAACCAGCUCAAGGCCGAGCUUAACUCUGUCAAAUCUGAAGUAGGGCAAUUGAAGUCUGCAUUGGAUGCUGCCGAGAUAAGAUACCAAGAGGAGUAUAUCCAGAGCACAUUGCAAAUUAGAAGUGCUUAUGAACAACUUGAACGUACAAAAUCAGAAUCCGAUCAGAGAGAGGCUGAGUUAAACAAAGAAUUGCAGAAAACUAAAGCUGAUAUUGAAGAGCUGAAAGCGAGUCUGAUGGAAAAGGAAUCUCAAUUACGAAGUAUGUCAUCGGAGAAUGAGGGGCACAAUGAAAACAAAUCUGCUGAAAGGGAAUCUAAACUUGCUGCAGAACUCAAACAGUUGGAUACUGAUAUUGCAGAGUGGAAGGAAAAAUUAUUAGAUAGAGAGAUCUUGCUGCAAAAUGUAACCGAAGAAAACAGUAUCCUCAAGAUGGAGAUAAAGGAGUUGGAGAAGAAUAAAAUCACCGACGAGGCUGUUACGUCGGUUGAAACAGCAAAGGCUGCAGAGAAAGAGGCUUUGGCAAAACUUAGUUAUGCAACUGAAGAAGCAGAUAGAAGUAACAGAAGAGUGUCUCGAGUGACAGAACAGUUAGACGCUGCUCAGGCUGCAAAUUCAGAGUUGGAAGCCGAAUUAAGGAGAUUGAAAGUUCAGUCUGAUCAGUGGAGAAAGGCAGCUGAAGCAGCCGCGUCCAUACUUUCUACUACUGGAAACAAUGGUAAAUGUGUAGGAAAAAACGGCUCACUUGACAGUAGCUUCAAUUCUAUUAGUAGCAAGACGAUGAAUUCUCCUUAUUUGGAAGACACGGACGAUGAAUCUCCAAAGAAGAAAAAUAAAAACAUGUUGAAGAAGAUUGGAGUGUUGUGGAGGAAGAAUCAUCAUUAAGCUGUUACUUACUAUGUUGUUUCAUUGUACUCCUUUAUUCUUAUUGUUAGGUAUUAGUAGUAGUUGGUACCAACUUUCACAAGACAUGACCAUUUAUCUUAUUGUUUUUUUGUCAUUACAACCUUAGCAAGUGACAAGAUUUGUAUGAAAAUGUGUUUUGAAAUUCCUACUUGAGGCCAAUGUGAUGUGAGUUCAGUAUUGUUUCAA